Molecule: messenger RNA, 1880 nt
Organism: Erythranthe guttata (spotted monkey flower)
Lineage: Eukaryota; Viridiplantae; Streptophyta; Magnoliopsida; Lamiales; Phrymaceae
Gene: DBP1
Product: DNA-binding protein phosphatase 1
Biological process (GO): protein dephosphorylation
Molecular function (GO): cation binding; protein serine/threonine phosphatase activity
Source: RefSeq, a predicted model, not a curated record
UAGAAAUUCAAUGUCAAACACUUGGAAAAAAGGAGACCUUUUAAAAGGACACGCGUCGUUCAGAAAAACUGACACGGCACCGUUUCGUGGGUUGUCCACGUCACGCCUUUACUUAUAUAUAUAAGAAAUUCGCAGCGGCAGAAUCCCUCAAAAAAUUGACCCGAUACGUUGUUCUGCGAGAGAUCCCGUCUUUCUAUACGUAUAUACAAAUACAAAUCUGUAUCUAUUCACACACUAUUACAUUAUUGAGCCCCAGUUCCCCCAAAUCGAAAACCCUAGCGACCACCGAGAUUACCAAAAGAACCCGAAUUUUCAGCCCCAUUGCAUUAGGAAUUUGGGGAUUUUCAUUUUAUUUUUGGUUCUUGCUCUCAGUUUUUUUUUUUUUUUUUUAAUAACAUCCGCUCGUUAGAAAUUAUGGUUGAGAUUUGCAAUGGAGGGCAGUAGAGUAAUUAUCGACAAUGGCGAUGCUGGCAGAGAGAAUUGCAGCUCCGGCGACGGACGGCCGCCCAUUCCCAACUCACUAGGCGGACGAACCGUGUACCGACACUGCUUGAAUUCUGAUGGCGCGCCGCCGUCUUUGUGUACGAAGUCUCUUGUUCGGCACUCCUCUUUGCAGGUGAAGAUCAGGUCCUCGGAUAUCUCAAUUGGGACAAUAUUGAGUGGAGAUGACAGUGUUGCUGAAUUUAUGCCCCUGCUUCGGUCAGGUGCUUGGACAGACAUUGGUUCUCGUUCAAGCAUGGAGGAUGUAUACAUUUGUACAGACAAUUUGAUGCAUGAUUAUGGGUCAAAUAUCUCCAACCACAAGCCUACCGCAUUUUAUGGGGUUUUUGAUGGACAUGGAGGAAAACAUGCUGCUGACUUUGCAUGCUACCAUUUACCCAGAUUCAUUCUUGAGGACGGAAAUUUUCCUCAGGAGAUCGAGAGCGUAAUAUCAACAGCAUUUCUACAGACCGACACUGCUUUUGCAGAAGCUUGUUCCUUGGAUGCAGAUCUCGCCUCUGGCACCACUGCUUUAACAGCUUUGGUUAUCGGAAGCUCUCUGGUGGUGGCAAAUGCUGGAGACUGCAGAGCAGUGCUUUGCCGAGGGGGUAAAGCGAUUGAAAUGUCGAGAGAUCACAAGCCUCUUUGUUUAAGAGAGAGAAGGCGAAUAGAAGCUUCCGGAGGUUACGUGUACGACGGUUACCUAAACGGACAAAUAAACGUAGCUCGUGCUUUAGGAGACUGGCAUAUGGAGGGGCUAAAAGGUCAAGAUGGUGGGCCCCUCACUGCAGAGCCAGAACUUAUGAGCACAAGACUAACAAAAGAAGACGAGUUUUUAAUCAUAGGCUGUGAUGGUCUAUGGGAUGUUUUUAUGAGCCAGAAUGCAGUGGAUUUUGCCCGAAGGAGGCUUCAAGAGCAUAAUGACCCGAUUAGGUGUAGUAAAGAUCUUGUUGACGAGGCUUUGAAGAGGAAAAGUGGGGACAAUUUAUCGGUGGUGGUUGUCUGUUUUCAGACAGAGCCGCCGCCUAGGUUGGUUGCUCCUCGUGGAAGAGUACAGCGGAGCGUUUCUGCUGAAGGGUUGAAGGAGUUGCAGAGCUUCUUGGAUGACUUGGCUAGUUAAGAUGGGAGGUUUAAUUAAUGUUCGAUCUCUUUUCUUGCAUCUGCACCUCAAUUUUUUUCUUUUCUGUUUUCUCUUUGAUCAUUAUUUAUUGGUCUGGCUUGAGAUUUUGAGAGGAUUUAAUUCCUAGUUGUAAAAUAUCCGGAGGGGGUUCAGUUUCGCAUUUUCUAGGGUUUUUUUUUUCCGUGUAUUUUGUUAGUUAUUUAUCGGGCCUAGUUGCCGUUAGAUUUGAACUAAUGUAACCAUUAACUUGGAUAUAUAGAGAGAGCAUUAUGUUCUUUUA